GACAUGGUGGGCCACGCAGCGCCGCUCUCGAGCGAUCAGAUCGCGGAGCUGGCGGCGCACGGCGGUUUUGGCGGCGAGGGCGCUGCAGGCACCGAGCCCGCCGAGCCGGCGUCGCACGCUUCGCCGCCGCUCGGCGAUUUGCGGCAGAUGCCCGGGCUCAGCGCGGAGCAGCUGCGCCUGCUCGAGGAGGGGGUGCACCCGUCUCGCAUCCCGGGGCUCGAGGGCGGAGUCGACAUUGAGCUGGACGAGCAGCAGCUUGAGCGGCUGCGGAGCGAGCGGGAGCGCGGGCCGGGCCCCAAGACGGAGUUGUGA
Emiliania huxleyi CCMP1516 is the source of this 312-nucleotide messenger RNA. RefSeq lists its product as hypothetical. Lineage: Eukaryota; Haptophyta; Isochrysidales; Noelaerhabdaceae. The transcript has a single exon. The record is from RefSeq and is a predicted model, not a curated record. Bases 4 to 312 code for a protein of 102 amino acids.